ACCGACCAUCCCGUGCCCCCGUGCCUCGAUAUCGCUGUCUCUGGGGAUCGUGUACCACCCCGUGUGUUUCCGGGGAUAUUUUGAGCCGUACCCAUGGCCGCGGUUCCCACUAUGGUGAACGACGUAGGGAAAAAGAUGUCGUUUGCAAGGGUCGCCGCAGCAUCGACGCCCAAGGGCUCCAAGCCUACCGCUACCGCCGCCAGAGUGCUCGACUCGGCACCUGUCAAGGAUAGAAGAGACGCUGCCAUGUCUAUGGCCGCACCCGCCAUUGUUUCUACCACUCCCAACAACAUCGCCGCAUCGCCCAAUGUGCACCACAUGGCCGGUAAUGAGGACCCCGCCGAUUCUAAGCUCGUCAGCGGACUGAAGGACCUCAAAUUGGAAGCAAAGGCGCCGCUCAAUCUUGUCGUUGACGGGUCUCUGGGAGGUAUGCCGGAAAGGCCGAGCAAAGUCGGCAACAGCCAGACACCGUCAGACGACACAUCGCAACGAGCCGACUCCAGCUCGGAGCUAGGAACCAAGCCUCCCAGUUUGGACGGCAAGAGUAUUACCUCAGGCACCACAUUCGCGUUGGACGAGAAGGAAUCACUACGUCCCGACGACAGCGCCAGUGUCAAGGCCGCCGCCGAGGAUGACGAUGCUUUUUCGAUCCGCGGUUCCUACAUGGCCAGUUCCCGCUUAGGCUCGGACGUUGCGGCUCGUAUCCAGCGUAUCCAGAUCGGAGAUAUGCCACCGCGGGGUCUUCCUGCCCAUCAACUCUUGGCUGGAACCAAGAUCCAAGGUGUCAGCACACCACAGAGCGGCAACUCGGACAAGCAGGUGGUACCGGACCCGAAAGUGGCCCUGGUCGGUGGAACGGCGACUCCUGAUGCCCUGGCACCAAACGCUUUCUAUAGCCAGAACCCCGAUGAUAAACUUCUCGAGGCAAUGCAGUCGCCCAAGGACCGUAUAUUCUUGCUGAGACUCGAGCAGCAAGUCAUCGACUUUGUCCAGGACUCAAAGGAGCCUUACAUGGACCUGCCCCCGAGCAACUCGUUUUGCAGAAUGUUGACUCACAGGCUUGCUGAUUAUUACCAUAUGACACACUCUUAUGAGGCAGCCGCGGGAGCAGUGCGCAUCUUUCGGACACCCUUUUGCAGGAUCCCCCCCUCUCUAUCGAGUAUCGCGACGGCGAGCACGCCCGGCAGCAGUUCGCCCGCGCCAGUUGUUUUGCCACGGAAAAUCAUGCGCCGCGGCGAGGACGGGGAGCUGGGUCCUGCGAGCGCCGGUCCUUCAAAACCAACGUCAGAGGCAGGCAGCGACUCCAAGGACAAGAACGGCCCGUCCAAGGAGAAACUUACGAGAGAGGAGCGUGAAGAGGCAUACAACAAAGCCCGGCAGCGGAUAUUCGGAAGCGUUGAGAAGAGCGAAAACUCGAACCAAGACGGUGAAGAUAGCACUGGCGUCUCCCGGGCUAGCUCGGUGUCGGCAAAAGACAAGCCCAACAGCGGCAAGAGGAAAACGAAGCGCCGGGAUGACUCGGAGAGCUUCGAGUCGCGGUCUCAAUAUGUUGCCUGGUGUGGACCUCAGCAUCCCACCUGGGGUCCCUCUGCUCCCCAGUAUUUCCCGGUGAACGCAGCCCCGUUCAACGGUCAAUUCCAGCAGCCGCAGCAGCCAUACCCGAACGCUGCGCAACCCAUGUACCCACCCGGCCAGCCAUAUACACCGCAAAUGGUACCCAACAACGGGUUUACUUCCCAAUACACAGGAAUGCCAACUUACCCGACGCCACCUAUGCCGCCGGCUGUCCCACAGACUGUCCCACAAGUUGUCCCUCAGCCCGUGCCCCAAGCUGUGCCCCAAGCUGUGCCGCCACCACCGCCGCCACAACAACAGCAGCAGCAGCAGCAGCAGCAGCAGCAGCAACAACAACAACAGGGUUACCGCGCACCAAAUCCGAUCGGCGGCCCGUAUGGCAGUCCCGUGCCGAGUAUCUCACAGCCAGCGUGGCCCCAGCAAGGCUUUAGUCAGAGCGUGUACCCCCCGCGGUCUAGCCCCGUUCCCCCUCCAGGGGUUCCCUAUGCUUACGGCCAGCUCCCGGCACACGUCAACCCAAGCGAUCCCAAGAGCCAGCAUCCCAUCCCGGGCAGUUAUAACCGGCAAGCGUUCAAUCCGAAAACGCAGUCGUUUGUCCCGGGCAACGGGCUUCCCCUGCAGCCGCCACCGCCACCGCACGUGUCUGGUCCCUAUGGAGGAUCAAGCCCGCGGCAUGGUAGCCCGCAGUUCCACUCGCCGCACAUGAGCUACGCCGGGUACCAGCAGCCACUACCACAGCCAGGCUUUGGGCCUCCUCCGCCCGGGCCGUAUGGUAUGACGAGGCAGGGUUCCAACAACUCUAUGCCACCGUACCAUGCUGUGCAGCAACCUCCCCAUGUGCAACCGCCGCUGCCCCACGGACCACCGCAUAUGCCUCCGGGCGGCCCCAUGCACAUGCCCAACAAGCCGGUAGGGCCUCCUCCGGGCCCGGGUCAGGCAUUCAGUCAUCUUCCCAACUACGGUAACCCCGCCACAUUGCCGCAGAAGCCUUCCACAUAGGAGAGGAGUUUGAG
Chaetomium fimeti is the source of this 2588-nucleotide messenger RNA. RefSeq lists its product as uncharacterized. The coding region runs from base 94 to 2574 and encodes 826 amino acids. Gene Ontology annotation, molecular function: nucleic acid binding. Gene Ontology annotation, biological process: galactose metabolic process. Lineage: Eukaryota; Fungi; Ascomycota; Sordariomycetes; Sordariales; Chaetomiaceae. The transcript is spliced from 6 exons. The record is from RefSeq and is a predicted model, not a curated record.